CACCACUUGUCAGCUUUUCAGGAAUAAAGAUCGGACUUUAUAGCACAUAGUCCUGCCUUAGUGAUGUUUAUGACAGCACGGUGUAAUUAAUAUCAGACUCAUAUCCGAUCUUUCUUGACAAAAUGAUGACCUCCAAGACCCACUCAGGGGGUGAUUUAUUAUCAUGAAGAAACAAAGACUAUAGAAUUUCAUAAUCUCUAUAGACAAUUCUAUCUGCGCCAAUGGCGUCAACUCGCUUUUCAUCAAAUCUCCACACCGUUGUGUCAAGUCUUCAUCUGAUUUUUACAAUCGCAUCGGUUGCUUUUCUUUCUUUCAAAGUCUAUCACCUGGAGUGUGAGCUUUCCUUAAUUCGAGGAAAAGUUUUUUCAAGUGAAGGCGACAUAAAAGUGACCGAAGUGACCCCGCUGUCUGCAGAUUCAAAUAAUGAAGAGCUCAGAAGAGAAAGAAAUCGCCGAGAUGAUCAACAGAAGUUCAAAUCAUAUACAGGAGACAACCUCAAGGCAGCAUGUGUCCAGAAGUUGUUGGGCGAUCUUCAGGUAUCAAAUUGUUUCCCUUUAAUUUGUAGCAUUUUUGUACAAUUACUGAGCGAUCGAGUGAGUCAAGUUGCCAGUUUCCGUUCGGACAUAUCUAGGUAGUGCGUCAGUGUUGCGAGUGUGCGAGUGUGCGUACGUGAUUACUAGCCCUGGCACUUAUAAACUAUAGAAAAAGCGCAAAAAUUUGGAAUUAAGCAGUGCAUUAGAAAAGUGCAGCAACUUUUAGACCUUCGGCGUGAUUUUCUUUGAAUCCCAAUUUCCAUGACCCGUUGAGUAAUUAUAACAUCCACUACGGGAACCAUUUUGAACUAAUGGCACAGCAUAUCUCGUACGUAUCUAUAAUAAUAAUGAUGAUGGUUUAUUAAAAUACACAUGGUGGCAUAAAAACUAUGAAUUACAAUGUGCUUACAUAAGUUACAACUAAAAAUAAAAUUACAUUUGUUUCAGAGGGACCAGAGGGACUGGGAUUACAGGCUAUUUAUAAGUUAUUUACAAUUCAGAUAUAGAUAAAGGACAGUACUAGAGAUAACUAGACUCGUAAGAUUAGUUAAUUUUCGCCAUUGCUGGGAAAAAACUAGAACCGAAGCGUUUUGUUCUAUACUGGAAGCGGCUAGAACUGCUACUGUUCCUAAGAUGGUAAGAGUGGCAUUCGGAUCGCACGGGAGGGAGAAGGCGGUGCAGCUGGCCAUCCGGGUUAUUUUUGAUAUUGUUCUCCCUAUUUUACCACGUGCUGUUAGUUAGUCUCCCUCGCAGCCGUUUUUAGUAUCGUCACGCAACGCUCCUCGAGGAGCGUUGCGUGACGAUACUAAAAACGGCUGCGAGGGAGACUAGCUGUCAGUCAAAUCACUGAAAAACCUACCUAGACUGUUUCCCUUCCCUGAUUUCAAGUUAUAGUCCUGAUCUUGGUAUCUAAGCACCAAGGAGGGUUGGGUAGAGGUGGAGGCGGGAUAGAAGAUACAUUUGAUACUCUUUUACUCUUUUACAGCAUGGCAGCAAGCGCUCGUCGAUUUGACGAUGAUACGAAAAAGUAGAGGAUUGUAAACAGUCUUUCCCUAAAUUAAGAAAUCAUAUAGGAAAUUCCCUCGUGAGCUUCCGGAGUCUCGGUAGACUAACUAUAAGUAUAUGUUCACAGUGUAAGUUGCACUAGUACUAGGCUGAGUCAUCAACUGAACACAGUCGACCCACGAUCCAUUACAGUUUAACUUAUUUGAAUCUAAGGACCUCUUGCCUCGGGGGGCGGGGGGGGGAGUGCUCCCUUAUAUUUGUCUUAUAGGUAACGUAUGUGCCGCCCCAAAGGGUAUGGUUUGUGCGCCUUUUUGGUCUGAAAACGGCGGGCAAAGGCUUUGCCUAUUUUCGUCUGAAUUAGCGUUUGUUUUUCCAGGGACUGAAUACGCGUCAGAGUCCAUGAACGUAUUUGUCGUUUCAAGUCCAAAUGAAUAGGAAAGAAAGAGCAAUAUGCGAAUUCGAAAUGGAUUUUAAGAAAUCUUUUUGUUGGCGUUCUAAUCUAAGUAAUUAUAUCAUAAUUUCUGCCUACACUAGGUCUGAAAACGGGCAUGGAUCGAAUUUUGGUUUGAGACAGUAUUGUCAAGAUUUAUAGAACCAGGUUGCACAUCCCCAACACGAAUUCCCAGGAAUACCUCCCACGGGUACUGCACAAAUGUUUGUGAUCAUGUGAGAGAUUAGCCUGUAGUGCAGGCUUAUUUUGGGCGGGCGAAAGCUGCUUGUUUUUGUUCGCACUGUUGUAACCGCUAUCUUUGUUAUUACCGAGGAAGAUUAGGGAGAGUAAAAACCAUUUUCUCCCCUCUUUUCGAAAUUCAACAGGCGCUUUAGUUCGCAAGCAAAACAUUCGCGUGCCGGAAGAAAACGCCUGCACUGCAGGCUAGCGAGAGAUGGAUUAGAAUGAAAAUACCAAAUAUCUUGGUAUUUGCUUCGAGUUAUUUCUUACCAAUCUUGUAAAUAAUUGACUUGCAAUAAGUUAUGUCACGUUUAUAUUAUUAUGGUCUGGAAUAAUUUUUUCUUCAGGUCAUCGAUGAUGCAAUCAAUGGAACUGGAAAACUUGUCUGUAUGAGAGGUCAGUACAAAUUAAUCCAAAAAGCAUCCUUGAUUGGCGUACCGGUCGACACAUCGGUAGAGUGUCUCUCGCCGGUCAAGUAUCGGUCAGUAUGUGGCUGAGAGUUUCCAGUUCGAAACAGAAACGUUACUCUGAGGUUCCCUUUCAGGUCCUCAAGGCCCACCAGGACAACCAGGUCCACGAGGUCAUCGCGGUAAAACAGGACCACCAGGUUCACCCGGUCGUCGUGGCCGUCCAGGAAUGCCUGGCAAAAACGGAUCUCCUGGGAGGAGAGGUCCUCGAGGGAAACCAGGAAAGGGUUCCCAUGUUAAUGUUACGGAGAUUGAAAACCUUCUGGAAAUAUUGAAGACAUACAGUCCAGAGGAUAUAACGUUGUUUGGUAAGUACAAAUCCUUUCGAAAGAUAUUUGAGAUUGCAAAUCGCUUUCUCUCCCGAUCCUUUAUUUUAGUAGUUAGUGAGUUAACUUUUCUCUUAUGUACACCCGACAGCUCCGCCUCGAUUUACAAAGAAACCCCCUUCUUUCAUUGUCAUUAAGGAGGGUGGUAAUAUAUCAUUCAGUUUUUCUACAUCCGGGAAUCCGGCACCCAAGAUCACGUGGUCUAUGCAGGGCCGCAGAGAAAGCCCAGAUCGAUUCAGGAUACUAGAUGACAAGUUUGAGAUGGACAAUGUGCGCUUUGAAGACGAGGGAUUAAUCACUUGUCACGCUGAAAAUAUGUUUGGUGUUGAAGUAUCCAAAUUGAAUCUGACUGUUUUAGGUGAGUCAGUUGUUUAUUUCAAAACGUGGCAUAUCAAGAGUAGGUGACAAACAUGAAAUUUAGGAGGAAGACCUACCACAAAUAGGUACUGCUCGGUCUCCUUUCCUUUCCGUGUAGCUGUAAGUAGCUAUAAAUACCCGUUGGACGGAACACUGAUGAAGAGAGAAGGGGGGGAGAGAGGGGGGGGGGAAAUGAGCGCACCGUCGGUCGGCCUCAGGUUUGUUAGUCAGAUGACUAUCUGGAGUUAUUCGCGUAUAUAAGGACUCUUUUUUUAAGCAUCUUCAUAGCUCAGUUAUGUUUAAACGUGUGGUAAGUUAUCGUCUUCCGUCUUUGAAUACGUGCUCCUUGAUGACUUCACUGAAAAGCGUGUGUUUACCUUUCUUUUCUUUUUUUUUCCCUGCAGGAGCGCCAAGGUUUCCCAAGUUCCCUCCAGUAAAAUUGUACGGCUUCUUAGGUACAGAAACAAAAGUGGAAUGUGACCUAUUUGGAAACCCCACCCCUGAAGUUCAAUGGAACAGAUCUCCCUCGUCUCCUCUCCCUCCAGGACGUAGUGAGGUGAAAGAAGACGGACUUUAUAUUAGCAACACUAAGAAAGAGGACGAAGGCAUCUACACGUGUCUUGCGACGAAUGAAUAUGGUAUGGUCAUCCAUGGAACAUACCUCAUAGUCAAGGCAGUGGGUAAGUAAGAACUAAUUAAAUUAACUGCAAAGGACCGCAAACGAAUAUUCCGCAGAACGAAGGAUCUCAGAGGAAGACCUGACCAGCAAUAAAUAUACAAAGAUACCAAGUUAAGUCGGACUACGAAUGUUCUUUAAUAAUUUCUCAAUUGCGCGUGCUAAUACAUGUAUAGAGCUAAUACUUUGUCUUUUGGCUUACCUCAUGGCAACCAUCUAAAGUUGUAAGUUGUGUUCUUUUUUGAUUACAGUGAAACUUGUAUUAAGCGGACACCCUCGGGGAAUGCUGUAGUGUCCGCUUAACACAGGGUGUCCGCCUAAUACAGGUUUCGAUAGAUAACGUCAUAUGAAGUUUCAGAUGCCAUUCCAAUGAACAGUGGAAAUGUUAAGAAUACUCCCGGAGACUUUGACGAUAUACGUUUGCAUUAAUAAUGUUUCUUUAUCAAAGUGGACCAAUUGAUCAUAAACAUAAAUUGCAACUCAAAUUUGAAGAAAUCAGAUGAGUGAAACAAGCUCUAUACAAACAAAACGAAAUAGAAAACAAUCCUGUACAAUGAAACCAAUCAAAUAAUUUCGUCAAGUUACGUUUUUUAAUGUAAAAAUCGAAAAAGUUGUGGGUGGAAAUUCGAGGCAAUCUUUCGCAUUUCCGGUGUCUAGCAUGUUGGGUGGUGGAAUUUGAUUACAAGUGUCCGUUUGAUACACGUUGGUAACAAUAGAAAUGACUAUUCCAGGUACUUUAUAGGUGUCCGCGUCCGCUUAAUAGAGGUGUCGGCUUAAUAAAGGUUUCAUUUAAAGUAAAUAAGGGAAAUAAAUUUUGGGCCUUCGGCUACUGUCCGCUUAAUAGAGGGGGUCCGCCUAAUACGGUUUCCGCUUAAUACAGGUUUCACUGUAUUAUUAUAAGUGUCGUGAACUUUCGCAUUUUUAUAUAAAUUUCAGUAUCAGUUUUAAAAAUGUACGUUGAAUAGCAUAACGUCAAGUUUACACAAAAAUGCGGAAGUUCACAAUAUUCAUCACCCCUGUUUGGGUUAUAAUUUUGAUCUAGCGCUAUUCAAGUUAAUCCGUAUCCGGUAGGGUUGGUAAGACCCCCCUAUUCUUUCUUCUACAAGCCACAAGUUAGUGAUUGGCUUUAGUUUUGGUGCUAGUGCAGUUCUUGUUACUAACGGGUCGGAAAUAUGGUCUCCACUCAGAACGUCCAGUUUUUACCGUAACACCACCUGAAGCAGUCAAUAUAUCCGGUGUAGAGGAACCAAUCAGAAUCAACUGCUCAGCUACAGGCUCCCCUCUACCCAAAAUCAGCUGGUACAAGAACAAUAUUACCCUACCUGCGAACAUUUACGUCAACGAUGACGAAGUAACCAGCGAGCUCGUGAUUGGUCAACCUAAGCCCUCUCUCCAGAUCACAUAUACGUGUGUUGCUCGUAACUUGUACAACGACGAACUAAAGACAAGUACAAAAAUAGGUGAGAUGUGCUUGGAAAUGCAAGAGUAGUCUUUCCGUCCUCUUCGCCACAAUUGGGAGAUUGCGGUACCCUACGAGAGGAGGUCCUUUAAUUGAUUCCUCUCCAUAAAAAUAAAGGUGCCUUGAUGAGAAGAUCACUAAACCCCGACUCGCAGGAGAGCUAUCAUUUGGGACUAAAAUAAUAUGGAAACAAGUCCCAUUGCUUUUGCACUCAAUUUAUUUUUUCGACAUCAUAAUAUCUGCACUAAGAAGUUUAAUCAUAACCAUUACAAUUUCCUCAAAUUUGAUUGGCCGCUGCAUUAAGCGCCCUAUUUUUCACUAAUCAUUGUUAUUAGUAUAUAUAUGGUCUUAAUCGGACAUUCUAAUCUGACAGUUUGCUGUACCGGACACCUGUGAUCAGACAGUUACAUUAGCCAAUCAUAUUAAGUGCUCUCAGCUGAAUCCACCAAUCACAGAAGUUAUCACGAUAACCAUAGCAAUAACCACUUACCCUACCAAACUGAGCUUUUUCCAAAAUGGAUCUGGACGAAUUUGUAACACUAGACAGUGUCUCCGCCAGUGAUAUUUUCCCUAAUUUUGGACAUUUGGUAUUCAAAUGCUCUUUCACGAAACAGAAUACAUUUAUUUUUCUCGGAAAUUGUAACGUUUAUGAUUAAUUGGUAACAGGACUUUGUGUCGUCCAAUUCGGUCUGUAAUCAUAACCAAAAAUUGGAUUUUGUUAAUCACUCGUAUGAUUACAGACCGAAUUGGACUCCACUCAGUCCUGUUUCCCUUAUAAAUCAAUAAAAUUUCCUAUAUAUCAUACAACUUAAAAAGAAAUGAUCUUUUCAUCUAAUUUUCUAGCAGUCACCGCCAGAAGUAAAUUCCCGGGAGCAUUCUAGAAAUGUAUUAAUACCCGCUGAUCAACAGCUAUAGAAAUUUCUCUAUUUACCACUAACGUCUUGACUGCAACCGUUCAAACGUUCCUUUAAACCUUUUCUUUCUGUUUUCUAGUUUUACGCGACUGCGGUGAUCCAGGAAAACCAGACAAUGCAGUUGCUGUAAGUCAGAGCAAGAAUUACUGGGCAGGAGAGUAUGUCAGGUACCUCUGUAAUCCGGGAUAUGCCAUGGUUGGUCCAGCGGUAAGAAGAUGCUUGCCCAGCGGCAAAUGGAGUGGAAAUAUACCAACAUGUAAGAGUCAAAGUUAAAAAAUUAAAUAUGUAAAUCGAUGAUAAUAAUAAUAAUAAUAAUAAUAAUAAUAAUAAUAAUAAUGUUGUCAUCCCGUCUGUCUCGGGAGACAAUGUAAUCAGCGCCAAGGUUUAGUCAGUGGUUUAGUUGCAGCGCCUUCUGUGGCUGGGGAACAAUCCGAUUCUGGAUCGGCAGGCUCUGUUGCAGUUGUUGCAGAUGAAUUCCGUGUAUGGCUCUGUGGGUACUGAUGCUGCCCACAGCCGUCUGCGCCUCGUUCCACUCCUCACACGCCAAAGUGCUUUCCUUGAAAGCAAGCCUCCGGUGACUUCGGUCUACAGCUACAGCUUCCCAAGCUGCAGGGUUGAUAUUACCUGCUUUCAGAUCUCGUUUACAAACUUCUAUGAAACGACGAGGAGGCCCCCUGCAGGUCUGGUUCCAGUGGCAUAGCUCGCCAUAGAGUACGUUCUUAGGAAUCCUCCCGUCCUGCAUGCAGCUGACAUGGCCAAGCCUGAAUGAGCAAGAUGAACGUGGUAGCUACUCCCGCCUGUGCUAGAAAAUCAUUGUUUGGGACAUUCAGGUAGUUAACGCCUGGACUGAGUGGUAUGAAUUAUUGACAAUAACUUCAGCUUAGAUGAUUGCACUGAAUUAAAAUUUGGCACACGUGAAGAACUUGUUGUCCUUAACAUUUUAAAGUAAAAAGUAUUGUGUUAAUAAGUCCGCGAUAUGUCACGUGACCAUUUUGCUAAAAAUCGUAAAUUAUUGACCAAUUGGUUGCCGGUUUAAGAAAAGAAAUCGAGCAAUAGCAUUUUUCUAAUUCAUAUUAAAUACUUCUAACACUUCACGUUUGGAAUGAGCGUCCAGUGCACUUCAAUAAAAAACUUAUGAGGGAAAACGUCAUUUUAAAUUCCCAAAUUUAAUCUUGAAUUAUUUAAAACUUCAAUUUUAAAAUUCGCGUACAUUCAUUCCAAACGUAGAAAGUAAGGUAGCUUAUCCUUUUUCAGAAAUGCCAAUUUGUUUAUCCAAACAAAGUAAAACUGCGAAACAAAGUAAAUUCGCCACCAAUUCGCCAGUUUUCUUCAUUUUCAACAUUAAGGCGCAAGAAAGCCUCAAAAUUUACUUUUGGGGAAAAAUCCGUUUUGUCCUAGGUCUCCUAGCGAGAGAUAUUGCUAGUCAUUCGUAUGCUCAGAGCACACCUUUAACCCAAGCCUUAAAUCCCUUGAGACGGCCUUGCCAGGUGAUGCCCUAAAUCCUUCUGAGGCAGCGCUGGUGAAUGGUGUGGAGUAGAGGUUCCAGGUCUCUCCCUAGAGCAACGAAGGACUGGUACACAAAGACCUUUAUCACCUCGAGAGUGUAAUCGCCAAUGGAGAAGUUUGGGGCCCUGUUAACAUCUUGGCCAAGGAUUUUGGUCUUCUUGACACUGUUGGUGAGACCAAACCCGCUCGAAGGAGCUGAUAAGUCGCCCUAAAGCACCCUCAGUGUGCGUGGGCGUUUAGGGCAGCAUCGUCUGCAAACGGCAACUCCCUUAUCAGUACUUUCCGAACCUUGGUCUUUGCUCGGAGGCGUGCAAGGUUGAAGAGAUGUCCAUCAAUUCUGGUGUUAAGAUACACACCAUCCUCUAACUGACUGAAGGCGUAAAAAAGCAACAGAGAGAAAAUGAUGCCGAAGAGAGUAGGAGCGAGUGCACAGCCCUGUUUCACUCUGUUCUUGAUUGGGAAGGGGUCUGAGGUUGAGCCAUCGUACCGGAAUUCAUAUACAUCUAUCACAUUCACCUCUUUAACUGCGGCAGGAUUAGCACCGUCAAUAGAGCGCUUGACUGCAGAGUGGGAGGUUCGAUUCCCGCUACCGGAACAACACACAAGGUCUAAAAAGACUGAGAAAUGAAGAUAUUGCCUUUGCCCUGCAAACGGCUAGACCCUCGCGUGGCUCGGUUGACCACGUAAAAUGGCGGUCCCGUCUCCAGUAAGAGACGUAAAAAUAUUGUCCCCAACUAGUACUUCCGUACUAAAUACAUUGACACUCAAAUAGAGUGCAUUGUUUUUGCAAUGGAACACAUGAACACAUAAUUGACCAACUCCCAACAUCAGUGGCUUCAUAGCUCAGUUGGUUAGAGCAUCGCACCGGUAUUGCGAGAUCACAGGUUCAAACCCCGUUGAAGUACUGAAUUUUUUUUUUCAGGCUUCUUACGCAAUUGCAUAAAUUGCGUUCACAACUGCGAGGAUCAUUCUUCAUUUGAUUUCAUUUCCGCAGUUCUUAUAUGAAUAAUUUCAUAUGCAUCUAUCACUUUGAGUACUUCGUCUGUUAAGGGUGGAACGUUAAGUUUAAUCAUGACAGGUAGGAGGUUGCUUCUUUCAACUGCUGUGUCAGUGACGAAGUUCUCCCUAUAGUGUAGCUCUUGGUAGUAUUCUGCCAAUUUCUUCAUCAGUUUGCCCCGGUCUGUAAUGAUGUCGUCGGCAGGUGACUUCAGAGGAGCAGUCUGGGCAGCGCUUGGACCGAACUCUAUCUUUAUGCCAUCGUACAUGGCGCGGAUGUCCCAGAAGUCAGCAGAGAGUUAUGGAUGCUCUAACAGAGACAGCCAGUGGUCGUUGGCGAGGCGGCGAGCGAUCCUUUAGGCAUCGACGUCUUGGCCUUCCUGAGUGCAGUACGUGAGUGUCUUAUCAGAGGACUGUACUCCCUCUUGUAGUCGAGCACUGCUGCUCUCUUGCAAAAGUUGCGAUCACUGGCUCGAGCUUUCGGUAAUGCCAGCUUCACAGCAGUCUGUCAGCAGUUUGUGUUCUGCCUCUUUUUCUUGCCAACGGCGUCCAUGGCCGAGUUGUAAAUAGCGAAACGGAUAUGGUAAUUUUCCCCAGCGCUUGAUGUGGAGAAGUCCUUUAGGACCUCUUCAAUGGAGUCGGCGCCGCCCUCAUGCAGGUCUGGUAUUGCUGUCCUAGCCGUGUUGUAGCCUGCGAUCAGGCGUUUUUGUUUUUGUUUUUCGGAAGGACACCUGAUCGCAAAUUUGCGCUGUGUUGAUGCUUGGGUUGCGGGCUUGCCUUCCUACCCACCAGAGAGUAGUCGGUGUCGCAUUCAGCGCUGUCGUAGCUGCGCGUACUGAUGACACAGUUAAGAAGGGGUCUUCAAGUGAUAACAAGAUCCAGCUGGUGCCAGUGACGGAAUCUUAUCUGGGGUGACGCCACGAUAGUUCAUGGUUAGGCUUGGUUGAGACGAAGAUGUUGGUUACGGAUAUUUCCAACCCGCUCGGUUACUAAGAAAGUGUACGUAUGGUACUUAAUGCCCUGAAUUUCCGAGUUCUAAAAACACUCUCAUUUCAAUGCGAGUCUAUGUACUGUACAAAACCUUUCGUUCAAAAAGAAGUUUUGUUUGCGUGAAAUAAAAAAAAAAUAAUUUUUUUUAUCUAUAGCUUCGCACCUUGCCUCGCUUCGAAUAAAAGUCCUUUACAAGUUACUUAAUAUUUAAUGAAAGUCAAUUCCCUUCAUCGACUUUAUUGUUUUGUCGUUUGUUUGUUUUUUCAGGUACAGAAAAGCCUGAAUGCGAGCCUUACUGGACCAUAGAUGACAACACCAGACGGAAAAGUUUCACGGCGUCACGAAGUAGUAAGAAUGACUACUAUUUGGCUGAAGGAUGGUACAGGUUUAUAUCAGGCAAACAAAUGUCCACAAGUUGUAGUUAUAGAACCAGCUAUUGCGAUACUUCAUAUGCAGGAUGGUUGCAGGGAAGCCAUCCGUCAGUAAAGGAAGGGGUGGUCUCUCGGAAAGUGUGUUUUGGCAACACUGGUUCACGUGGUUACAGUAGUUACUGUAGUUGUCAAUAUAGUACAUAUAUAAAGGUGCGAAACUGCGGUUCUUUCUACAUCUACAAACUGAAACCCACACCAAAUCAGAACUGUCGUUAUUGUACUGAAUACUAACAGAGUCAAAUAAAAAAGCAGUAUUAUAGGGAAAGUAUAUCACUAGGAAAACAAGUCCUUUUAGUUUUCUUACCAGCCGAAUCUUGUCUAACAAAGAGUUGACUGACUCACUUAUGUAAUCUCAACCCCCAUAUAGGCCAUAUAGGCCAAACUUUGCUAAACGUCAUUCUUUUCAUUUUUGCUGAUUAGCAUACAAGUUAACCAAUUGAACACGUCGCCAAACUAUAUAUCUAUUAACUCAAAAGUAGCAUGAGUUGGUCAAAUUGAGUAGCUUGUGCAAGUUUCAGCUCGCUGCAACCUAUAACUAAAAACUGCGAAAUUGCUGAGUGGCAAAAAUAUUAAUGAUCUCAGACAUUCUUUGUAACUAUGGGGAGUUAACAAAGAGAAUUUUUUCGAAAUUAUUCAUAUAUCGUGCUCACAUUUUCAGAGAUAACUUAAAUUGUUAUCCUCUUUCAAUAUUCAGAGACUGAUGUUAUUUUAUUAGGUUAAUAUGUUAAUGAGGCAUGUUAAUGAGGCAAAAAUGUAAACAAGGAUUCGAAU
Porites evermanni is the source of this 11101-nucleotide messenger RNA. Lineage: Eukaryota; Metazoa; Cnidaria; Anthozoa; Scleractinia; Poritidae. The record is from the annotation of a GenBank genome assembly.